This is a messenger RNA of Chinchilla lanigera (long-tailed chinchilla), 5767 nucleotides long. RefSeq names its product high mobility group 20A (gene Hmg20a). NCBI's taxonomy places the organism in Eukaryota, Metazoa, Chordata, Mammalia, Rodentia, Chinchillidae. Gene Ontology annotation, biological process: regulation of gene expression. Bases 459 to 1502 code for a protein of 347 amino acids. The record is from RefSeq and is a predicted model, not a curated record. The transcript has 12 exons. Gene Ontology annotation, cellular component: nucleus.
GAGGGAUUCUUCUGGUGCUGUGAGAUGUCGAGUGCAACGAGCGGCGGUGACUGAGGGGCUGAGGGGACUGUCCUCUGUGCAGGGCCUCGUAUUAGACCCUGGGCCUCGGGUGCCCCUGUCGUCUGCAGUUUUGUCUUUCAGAUAUUCUAACAUUAGUAAAUACCCAGAGCCAAAUUAGAUAUGUACUUGGACAGGCUUUGUAGCAAGGAUAAAUGACUCCAGAGAAGACUGUUCUGUGGAAAAGCUUUGUAAUGAGGAGCUUAAGAGAACUGAUAGCUGUUCUUUUUCAGAACAUGUAGAGAAAUAUUUUAUUUGAUCCUCACACUACCCUUUUGAAGUAGAUCGUAGCCCCAUUUUACAAAUGAGGGUAUGAAAAGCAGAUAAUCAUUUAAGCCUCUACUUGGUACCAUAGUAGAUUUCUGCUCCUGACAAAAGUACAUGGUGACACAGGCAGAGAGAUGGAAAGCUUGAUGACUAGUUCUACUCUACCGCCCCUUUUUGCAGAUGAAGAUGGCUCCAAGGAGAGUAAUGAUCUGGCUACCGCUGGGUUAACACACCCAGAGGUUCCCUACAGUAGUGGAGCCCCAUCAUCCACCAACAACACCGAGUUUGUGGAGGAUCUCUCCCAAGGCCAGCUGCUUCAGAACGAGUCUUCAAAUGCUGCAGAAGGCAGUGAACAGCGACAUGAAGACGAGCAAAGAAGUAAACGAGGAGGUUGGUCCAAAGGGAGAAAGAGGAAGAAACCUCUUCGAGACAGCAAUGCACCCAAAUCUCCCCUUACAGGAUAUGUUCGGUUCAUGAAUGAGCGCCGAGAACAGCUUCGAGCAAAGAGACCAGAAGUCCCUUUCCCAGAAAUCACAAGGAUGUUAGGCAAUGAGUGGAGUAAACUGCCUCCUGAGGAAAAGCAGCGCUACCUUGAUGAAGCAGACAGAGAUAAGGAGCGUUAUAUGAAGGAACUGGAGCAGUAUCAGAAGACCGAGGCCUACAAGGUCUUCAGUAGGAAAACCCAGGACCGGCAGAAAGGCAAAUCUCAUCGGCAAGAUGCAGCCCGACAGGCGACCCAUGAUCAUGAGAAAGAAACAGAAGUCAAGGAACGGUCUGUGUUUGACAUCCCCAUAUUUACAGAGGAGUUCCUGAACCACAGCAAAGCACGUGAGGCCGAGCUGCGCCAACUUCGGAAGUCCAACAUGGAGUUCGAGGAGAGGAAUGCAGCCCUGCAGAAGCACGUGGAGAGCAUGCGCACAGCUGUGGAGAAACUGGAAGUGGACGUGAUCCAGGAGCGCAGCCGCAACACAGUCCUGCAGCAGCACCUGGAGACCCUGCGGCAGGUGCUGACCAGCAGCUUUGCCAGCAUGCCCUUGCCUGGAAGUGGUGAGACACCAACAGUGGACACCAUUGACUCCUAUAUGAACAGACUGCACAGUAUUAUUUUAGCAAACCCUCAAGACAAUGAAACCUUCAUAGCUACAGUGCGGGAGGUUGUGAGCAGGCUCGAUCGCUAGGGAACGGUCUUACAGCUCCCAGAUGUCCCAUAAGUGUUUUCACUUGUGUGGAAUGAGAAGCCAUCCAUGGAAAUUGGAACUGUUGGGGACCCAGAAGGACCACAGACCCCUCUGCUUGUGAAGAAUCAUCAGUGAGUGCAGCGCCUGUGCCCCAGGAAGCCAGAUGAGGGAGCGAAGAGGCACAUAUGUGAGAACUCCCUACAGAUCUUCCUCGGCGAGCUUUCAAAGUGUACAGCCACUCUGAGUCUUCAAGUCUUUGUCUCCUGUCAUCUCCAUCUGUGUUAAAGCAGAUCUGCAUAUAUUCUGCUGACUGGAUGACUGUGAAACCACCGCAGCCCCACCUACAGCAGGCAGGAAGACUUCCUGUUGUCUCAGUUCCAAUUGGACCCUUUUAUUACUGGAGCUCCAGUUUUCUCACCUAGCUGUCACUUUUUUUAAAUGCCUUUGGGGUGAUUUUUGCUUUCCUUCACCCCCACCAAGUUACACAUCUCUGUUUUCUGACCUCUGGGCUCUUGCUCAGCGGGGCUCUGAAGGAGCAGUUCUCUCAUUGGAUGGCCCCAAUCUUCUCCCAUCAUGCCCCGCUGUGACUGCGAAGAGAGGAGCUUCUUGUUGACAGUGCCCUGUGGAGCGAGGCUGUGUUCCCCACCCCACACAGUGCUCAGUGGGCGCCAGCCCUCCUCACGGGCAGCUUUGUGAUUGCUGCCCUGAAGGGGAAGGCGCCUUCUUCCUCCCCGAGUUGCCUGCUGUUUUCUGAGCAGUGCUCCUCCACAGACAUGGUGUCCCCGCCCCAGCAAGGCUCUUCUGUCCCCAUCUGUUGGCAGUAUCUUGUGGAGCAUUUUGCCGAGGAAAAGGUCAUUGGUAGACAAGGAGAAGGGGAAAAAGGAGUUUUUGUUUGGUAUUUAUUCUUUUUAAGCCCAGAUUUUAUCCUGAGUGAACCUGAGGUUAUCCCUGUCUCGUUUAGGUGUGAGAUUCACAGACUUCGGUGUAAGCGGUUUUGGAAAUAGUCUCUCGAGCUGGCAGAAAGGACAAGAGGAACUUUCAUGUCCUCUGUCUUCCUUCUAUAGCCAUGAACUGCUGAAUAUGUGCAAAAGGAGUAGGAUUUCUCUUUCUUUCCCUCUCCCUAGCAAGGGAUUUUUGAUUUUUUAACAGCAAAAGUGAAGAGUGUUCUGAUCAUCUCCUCAGGGUCUUUUUUCUUUUCUCUUUACGUUCUAGAGCACAAGGCUGAAGGUGGCAGCUGAGAUCUUUGGAACCAAAGCAGACCAUGCUGGGCCUAUGGCCUUGGCAUCCCACCACUGAAGGCAGGUGGAUGGCAGUGUGGCCCGUCACAGUGUGCCCCAAAGCCCUGGUGCAAGCCAGGAAUCCUGUCUUGUAGCUGCACCAUUUCCUCUCAACACUGUGAUCUUCUUGCCUGUGUUUGUCAGUCCCAAGGAAAUUAGAGUAACAAGAAGUGUCACUCUGUGAUGUCUUGUGUGAACACAGUUUCUCUGCACUGAAGCCCACCUGCCACCACUUGGCAGUUUUUAGAACCAGACCACUUCCUUCAUUCUCUGUUGCUAUAAAGCGAACAGCUCCCCUAUUUUCCCAUUUCCUUUCUCUCAUCAUAGUAUUUUUGCCCCUUAGAUUCCUUGUCUGCUGAGUCCAAGCUAGACCUCGCUGUCUGUGGCAGAAGGACGUCAAAGCUGGCUCUGGAAGUUGGUAUCUGCCUUCUGCCAGAUGCUUUCUGUCCGCUCUUCCUUCCUCUCGAUAUUUCUGUUUCUGCUUUGUAUUCAGUUUCGUGCAGCGUCAGCAGCACUGCUUUUGUGGUCAGAAACGGCUGUGACUAGCUGAACACCUCACAAUGACUGGACACGCAUGCAUGUGCAGGGGCACAGCUGGGACAGCCUGCAUGCAGCAUAGAGCCACACUCACAGAAGCAGCUCCAUACCUGCCUCACGGUGCUGUGGGACCGUGAGGUAACAGGGAGAGAGGCUUGUGCUGCUCCUCUUUGUGCUGUCCAGGCUGGCACAACGCCUCAUUGCUGUGUCCCAGGAGACCAGUAGACACUCCUGCGCUGACGCGUUCUCUUAAGAAAUAAGCUGUUGCCUAUUCAGUGUUAAAGGCUCCCUUCUUUCUUUUUAUUAAAACACAAGGAGCAGCUGAGGAAAGGGAGACAAGGUGUUGUAUUUCUGACAAGUUUUAGAAAAAAUAUUGUGUACAUGUGUUUGGAACUGUUGAAAUGCCAAGUUUUCUGUACAAGUGUUUUUGUAAUUAAACUUUUAGAUUUUCUUUGUUUUUAAAGAAGUUAAUAUGCUUGCUUGACAUUUGUCUCAUUAAAACUUUUUUAUGUUGAAUCUACCUGAUCCAGUUCUACUUGUAGUAAAAAAAAGAAUCCUACUGCUGCUUUUUCUUCGUAAAGGCUUUGUCAACUCCACAUUAAUCAUCAAGUCUGCUAGGCUUUCAAAACAGUAGCACAUUCAUUUUACUAAUUGCUUAUUCAGAAUGUGUCUUCACCUGUUUGAAAAUUCAGCUCUUCAAUGUAUGAUACAACAAUACAGUGAGUCCUGAUUUAUUUUAAUAUGGCAGUAGUAUUCUGGAGGCAGCUUGGAGGAUAUGUUUAAAGUCAGUGACUCUGAAGUUCCCUUGAUAGGCAAUCUUUUGACAGAAGUAAGCUGUGCUUAACUGUUUGCUUUUAAAAAAUAACUGCUACUUAUCCAGUCAAAAUAUGUUUAAAGGAAAUGCUUUUAAGGUCCCUAAGGUCAGGUGGCCUGGCUUCCAGUGCCUUCUGCUGUCCAGGUAGCCAGCUGUGUAACGUUGCUUUGUUUCAACUCCAGUGUCCUCCUGUAACAACACACACCUGAGCUUUUACAGUAUUAUUAGGAGGAGAGAAUUAGACAACAGAAACCACCGUGAGAUACCAGGGUGUCAGAGUUAAGAUGGAGUCCGACUACAUCUAACAGAAAUCCAGAUCAGCAACAGCUUUAAUAAGAAGCAGAUUGGCCUCCUAGAAACUCAUGCCAGCCUGAGACCAGCGUGGAGACUCUCGUCUGCACCACAGCAUGAUUUCUUUCUCAAGGUCACUUCAUGGUCCAAAAUAGCCACUUGGCCGACAGCCAUCAUUUUGAAGUUCCUGGCAGUGUGAAGGAAAGAAGGCAAGGACAAAUCGGCAAGCAAGCCUAGAUUUCUAAGAGUCUUCCUGGAAAUCAUACUCAACACUUUCACUUAAUUUGGCCAGAACCCAGUCACAUCCAAGAAAUGUCAUAUUCUUGUGUACUGCCCCCAAUAAUGUACAAGUUUUAGCAGAGAAGAAGGAAAAAAUGAAUAUAGAGUAGGCACUAAAAUUAAUGUCAUGACUUGUAUGUAUGACUACACUGAGCCCAGUCCAGCUGUAUUAGUGAACAGGAUGUCUUAUCUUUCCUUUGCCUCUUGGCCUUUUUACGUGCCCACCCCCCAAACUAGAAAACAAACUAGUUUCAGUCUGAAUUGGCAUUUCCUGUUCCCACCUUACCUCCUCCCCUACCCUUCAACAGCUGGUGGCCAGGUUUGUUUGGCAGAAGUCAACAUAAACAGGUGGUAAUACUUCCGCUAUUUGUUUGUGCCCUUUCUCUUAACUGCUCAGCAUCUGCUGGAUUAAAACAACACCAGGAUAAUCUCCCCCUAAGGGUGGGGAUAUUGAAGUACUGUUUGACAGAAAAGCUCAUAGCUACUUCCUGCCCUCUGAAAGAAUUUCCUGUCUUGUAACAGAGAGCUCCAAAUCGGGGGUUUUUUCUUUGUUUUAUUUACCUUUGACAUUGUCUACACUCAGAUACUAUGUGCUUUACAGUAUCCAUAGAUACAAACACUUGCUAAUGCGCUAAGUCAUAAAGAAAGGUAAGGAUUGAGAGUCAAGAAGAUCAGGUGAAAAUGUUAAUGCCUAGCAAAAGGCAGAAUGGAGAAGGAUUCUCCAGAGCAUAAGACUGGCACUGGGAAAUUAAGAACAGACAGUGCAGGUUUUCCAGGUAGAAAGAAUUUUGUAAAUCACCCACAACACUAGGUCAGUUGGAAAACAAAAGGACUAGGCACAGGGUCUCUUCUUUGUAUUUCCAACACUUCACCCAACACCUAAGAGCCGGUGUUCUUUAUAAUCAGCUCAUCCUCAUUUCAGUUCACUAUUUGAGGCUAAAAAGGUGUUCAUAAAAUGUGAUUUCAGACAACUGUAGUGGAAAAGAUAAGUGCGUAUAUAAAAAGUUCUAACAUAACAGACAUGUAUAAGUAGAGAUUUAAUAAAGGUAACUUUUUUAAAAAAAAAA